Manis javanica (Malayan pangolin) is the source of this 922-nucleotide messenger RNA. Its product is annotated as minor allergen Can f 2-like. The record is from RefSeq and is a predicted model, not a curated record. Gene Ontology annotation, molecular function: odorant binding; small molecule binding. Lineage: Eukaryota; Metazoa; Chordata; Mammalia; Pholidota; Manidae.
GGGUCACUGCAGCCAGUAAGUCCCCAGUCGUGAUCCAGACAGACGGUGCGGUGGAGAUGCAGCUCCUGCUUCUGACCGUGGGCCUGGCUCUGGUCUGUGGCCUCCAGGCUCAGGGGGAGGACCAUGAGCAGAAAGAGCUGGACCCCCAGGGCGACCUGGUGGAGCUCUCCGGGAGGUGGCACACUGUCGCCCUGGCCUCCAACGACUCGGCUCUGAUCAGGCCCAGUGGGCGCUUUCGGGUUUUCAUCAGCAGACUGGACGUGGAGGAUGGCAACCUGCACGGACAGAUCCUCGUACCGCAGGACGACCAGUGCAGUGAGCUGUCUGUCACCGCAUUCAAGACCGAGACCGCAGGAGAGUUCACGGCGGAAUAUUCGGGCCAGAACCACCUCUACUUGGCAGAAAUGAAGCCCACAGAAUUCAUGAUUCUCUACGUGAUCAACCAGUAUGAGGGCACAACCAGCCUGGUGGCCGGCCUGCUGGUCCGGAACCCCGCCAUGCGUCAAAGGCUCCUGCCCGUGUUUGAGAGCGUCUGUGACGGCCUUGGCCUCCACAAGGACCAGGUCAUGGUUGUGGAAGCCACCAGUGAUUGCCGCAGGCUCGAGGACUAGGCCGCUGCCCAGCCUUAGGGACAGUGAGCCGAGACGUGGGGCCUCAGCAGCUUGGGGGUCCAGAACUGGAGGUUUGGGGACACAGGGAAGCCCUUUCCUCAGCCCUCCCUUCCCCUCCAAACUGCAGGAACCCGAUCACCACCACCCAUGCUUCUACUGUGCGCCCUCCCUGCCCCCGGCCAUUGCUGCCUGGAUGGGCUCUGCCACCACACCCAGGAAGGGCCCAGGACCCCCCACCCCGGGUAGGGACCCCUCUGCCCACACCCCUGCCGUGGUCCUUUCUUGCUCAAUAAAAGGUGUUCCCUUCAAAA